AGCAGCAGGUUAGUGCUCAGUUUUGACUCAACUACCCUGGUGGCUAUACAGGUAUGGGGGGUACUUUGAUGGUAUAGAGACCCUGGAACCCCUCCUGUGUAACCAGUGCUUCUUGCAAAGCCUUUUGUAGGGGCUGCCCCAUGACUGGCACAACUUGGACUGGCUCAGGCAGCUUCACUUUUGGGGAAGAAGAGGAGUAAACUACCAAAAAUGAACAGACUGGCGUUUGAGGAGACCUCACUGGACCAGCUGGACCCCUCUCUGGGGUCCAGUGACAUCGACACAGCCCUGCUAAAUGACAUCGAUGAUAUGCUCCAGCUGAUUCACAGCCAGGAGAAUGAUUUUGCUGGGCUGUUCGAUCCACACUUUGGAAAUGUCAGCACCCCCAAUCAGACCGUCAGCUCUUCAGCCACUACUCUGGAGGGGCUACUGGCCGCGCCGCCCAAUGGGACCCCCAUGAAGAUGUUCCAGCAUUCUGGGUCCUCCUUCCAUGGGCAGCAAACCCCGGGUUCUCCUCAGGAUAGCAUCGGGCAGCAGUUAAAAUCCGCAGCUCCAAACUGCGUGAAGGAGGAACCCAUGCAGAUCUGCACGACUCCGCAGGUCCCGCAGCCACCGGCUACUCCGCAGAUGCAAGGAAUGGUGUUUGGGCAGACGCUAGGCACUCAGACACAGCCUCAUUUCAACACGCAGCCCUUGAUGGGAGCGUACCCGGAGCAGGGGGCAUACACAGCUGCGCAGAACAUUGCUUCGAUGCAGAACGUCGGUGGCCAACAGCUGCAGAGCAUUGUAACCCAACCACUGCAGAACAUCAGCGGGCAGCCACUUCAGGUGAUCACAACCCAGUCGAUCCAGAACGUGGCAAGCCAGCCCGUGCAGACCACCGUGGCUUCCCAUACACAGACGCCGCAGAGCAUCGCGGCGACGCCGGUACAGAAGCACUCGCCUCCGCAGAUCCAGCAGCCGUUCACCAUCCACACGCAGAGCAUCUCCCCCCAGCAGUUCCUGGCGACUACCGGUACGGCUGUGAGCCCACAAAUCCAGCAGGUUCCGGUGAUCCUGCAGCCUCACUUCAUCAAAGCAGACUCGUUGCUACUCACGGCCGUCAAGGCAGAUGGAGCGGUGGUGUCCGGCAUGAAAACAUCCGGGAUGACCUCGCUCACGACAAACACAACCGUGCAGACCGCGGCUCUUGUGAGUGGGGGCACGUUUCUCACCACCAUGCCCAUGAUGGUCGAUCCUGACAAACUACCCAUCAACCGCAUCACAGCCAGCGGCAAGACGGCCAUGCUGAACAGCAAGGGGGAGAAACGCACUGCCCACAACGCCAUCGAGAAGCGCUACCGCUCGUCCAUCAACGACAAGAUCAUAGAACUCAAAGACCUGGUGAUGGGCACCGAGGCGAAGUUGAACAAAUCUGCCAUCUUGAAGAAGGCCAUCGAUUAUAUCAGGUUCCUACAACAGAACAACGUGAAACUGAAGCAGGAGAACAUGCAGCUGAAAAUGGCCGCCCAGAAGAACAGCUCACUGAAGGACCUAGUGGCUGGAGGUGGCAUUGUCUUGGAGGGGAUGAACGUUGACACAAGCGGCGUGCCAACCCCACCACCCUCCGAUGUUGGGUCCCCGUCACACACAGGCAGCCCUCUGUCUCAGUGUAACAGCGACUCGGAGCCCGACAGCCCGUUCUGCGAGGAAGCCAAGGUCCAGGUGAAGCAGGAGAUUCCCUCUCCCCCCAGCUCCGGCAUGCUGGAUCGCUCCCGCAUGGCUCUCUGCGUGUUCGUCUUUCUUUGUCUCUCCUUCAACCCUCUGUCGUUUCUGAUGGGUGGCUCCAGCAGCCACGAUGCCCCGGAAAGUUCCGGCUUCCAUGGCAGUGGCAGGAGCAUGUUGGCAGCAGAGUCGUCUGAACCGUCCUCGUGGUCCAGCUGGUUGGCUCCCUCAACGUUCCUCUGGCCCAUUAAUCUCAUCAUCGUUCUCUGUGUCUUCAUCCGGCUUUUUGUUUAUGGCGAGCCGGUAACGCGUCUUCACUCUGAGUCUUCUGUCCUCUUCUGGCGUCACCGGAAACAAGCAGAUGUGGACCUUUCCCGGGGGGAUUUCGCUCAGGCAUCCUUGCACCUCUGGACGGCCUUGAAAGCUUUAGGGAGACCUCUCCCCACUUCCAACUUUGACCUGUGCUGCAGCCUGACGUGGAGCGUCAUCCGAUACGUGCUCCAGAGACUGUGGGUUGGCCGAUGGAUGGCACAACGGGCUGGGGGGUUCCGCAGGGACCUCCAGUUAAAGGAUGACGUUCGGAAAAGCUGUAGAGAAGCAGCGCUUGUUUACCACCGCCUGCACCAGCUGCACAUGACCGGAAAGCAUGUCGGAGGUCACCUGUCUGCUAUAAACAUGGCUCUGAGCGCCGUCAACCUGGCAGACUGCGCCGGAAAUACCAUCUCAGUGGCAACCUUGGCAGAGAUCUACGUCGGGGCUGCCUUGAGAGUAAAGGCCAGCCUCCACCGCCGAUUCCACUUCUUGGCGCGCUUCUUCUUAUGCAGCGCCCGCCAGGUGUGCCUGGCACAGAGUGUCACCAUCCCUCCUGCCAUGCAAUGGCUCUGCCACCCUCUGGGGCAUCGCUUUUUUGUGGAUGGGGACUGGAGCGUGAGAAGCUCCCCCCGCGACACCAUCUACAGCACGGCGGGCAGCACGGUGGAUCCGCUGGCUCAGGUGACGCAGGCGUUUCGGGAACACCUUCUGGAGAAAGCCCUCUACUGCGUGGCACAGCCAGAGCAGAGCAAACCCCUGGUGGAGGGAGAGGGGGAGUUUUCUGACGCUCUGGAAUAUCUCCAGCUGCUGAACGGAUGCUCGGAUGCCGCAGGCGUUCCCAAUCACACUUUCUCCAUCAGCUCCAGCAUGGCAGCCAUCACAGGAACGGACCCGGUGGCCAAGUGGUGGGCGUCCAUCAUCACAGUGGCCAUUAACUGGCUACAGGGAGAUGAUGAAGCUGCUCAAAGACUCUACCCAGUAGUGGAAUAUAUGCCGAAGGCUCUUCAUACAGCAGAGAAUCCAUUGCCAAAAGCGGCCCUCUAUGCAUUCAAAGCCGUGCGCACUCUUUUGGGAAAGCAGGAUAGCAGCCAAGUCAGCCUGGGCCAGUGUGAGAAGGCCAGCGGCCUCCUCCGGGACAGCCUCAACUCGAGUCCUUCCAGUAAUCCCACCGUAGAUAAGGCCGUGCAGCUUCUCAUAUGUGACAUCUUGCUGGUGACCAGAACAAACAUCUGGCAGCAACAGCAGGCUUCGCCGGGUCAGCAGCCGAACCCCACGCACCCGGCGCCGCCGCACGAGCUACGUGGCUUCCAGCUGGACCUGAGCAGCCUGCGCAGACUGGCGCAGUUAUUCCGCCCUGCCAUGCGUAGGGUUUUCCUGCAUGAAGCCACAGCUCGUCUGAUGGCCGGUGCCAGCCCCACAAGGACACAUCAGCUGCUGGAUAGGAGCCUGCGCAGGAGAGUGGCCCCUUCUAGUAAAGAAGCAGACCCCCGGGAGAUGAGCCCCAGUCCCCGCGAGCACGCCGAGGCUACGCUGCUGGCCUGCCGCUACCUGCCUCCAUCUUUCCUGUCCGCGCCGGGGCAGAGGGUGGGCAUGUUGGCCGAAGCCGCCCGCACCUUGGAGAAGCUGGGGGACAAACGCACGCUGCACGACUGCCAACAAUUUAUCCUGACGCUGAGCAGCGGGACCGCCGUGACCUCCAGCUAACUCACCUGGAGGUCAAAGCUUACCCAGGUGGCAACGAACGAGAACAAUUGACUUCCACGGACCACCCAAUCCCACCCGACACCAGCAAAGAAAGCAACCGAGUACCCCAAUGGUGUUUGAAGGCACAUUCUACCCCACGGCACCGGUCACAGAGGGAGAGCACAGCAGUCCUCUGUUUGACGUUGCUUUGU
Molecule: messenger RNA, 3911 nt
Organism: Spea bombifrons (plains spadefoot toad)
Lineage: Eukaryota; Metazoa; Chordata; Amphibia; Anura; Pelobatidae
Gene: SREBF1
Product: sterol regulatory element binding transcription factor 1
Exons: 18
Coding region: 211-3720 (1169 amino acids)
Biological process (GO): regulation of transcription by RNA polymerase II
Cellular component (GO): nucleus
Molecular function (GO): DNA-binding transcription factor activity, RNA polymerase II-specific; RNA polymerase II cis-regulatory region sequence-specific DNA binding; protein dimerization activity
Source: RefSeq, a predicted model, not a curated record